UUCCUUAGGCUUCAGUUUUAAUCUCAUGUUCAAAAUUAAGAUAAUACAUUGUUUACUUCUAGUCCACGAUUUGUUUUUGUAUGGCUUGCUACUUAAGAAUGAUUUUUACAUUUUUAAAGGGUUGCGAGAUGAAAAUGAAGGAGAAGAGAGAGAGAGAAAGAAAGAAAAAGAGGAAGAAGAAUACGCGACAAAACUUGUAUGUGACCAGCAAAGUUAAACAUUCAUUUUGGCUAAGAACAGAUGGAAUAAAUUAUGGGAAAAAUGUGAUAUAUCUGCUGGAUAGUAACCCCUCAGUAAAUAGUAGCUCCCAUAAUUAUGGAUAUUGCUAUUAUUUUCUAAUUACUGUUUUUCUUCAUAUGCGUGGAAUUUGAGAAUAACAAUAGCUAACCUGGGAUAAUUUACAGAAUGGUGUGAGAUAAACACAAUGAAAUGAGGUGAAUCAGUGUGAAGGAGAAAGGAGAUGUGACCCUAAUACCAAUGAUUACUUAUUGUCUGUCUUACAUAUAAACACAGCCAUGAUCUCCAUUCAGCAAAUAUUGAAUGCCUGUUGUGAGCCAGGUACUAUUUUGGUUUUAGAUACUCUGGUAAGCAAAACGAUGUGGUUCCUGUCAUUGUGAGGUUUUCUGAUGAGUGAGAUAGGGAGAUUUUCAAUAAACAUGGGAUGAUGAAGAAGAAGAAGAACGUUAAGUUGCAAAAGGCAUCUGAAAGAAUGAGAAGUGCUGGAAGAGGCCUCAGAAGCACUGGUCUUGAGUCCAUCUCUGCAGUGUGAUAAAUGUGUGAUGGAGGAAUCAUCACAGAAUUCCCACGCAUUCCAUGGUUAGAGUCUCCGGGUGCCAUCCUGGUGCUCCUGCAUCCUGUUUUGGUUUAACAACUCACAAAUCUUCCGGGCUCCACAUCUGUGGAGAAUGGAUUAGGUUGGGAUUCUUGAACAGCUGUUGUUGCAGGCAUCUGAAGAGCUGGAUGUGCAUACACUCAGAGGGCAGAGGGAAUGUUUUCACAAUGCAUUAAAUAGCUUCACCCAGCUAUGUGGUCUAGUUGUAGACAGCUGAGCGGAAGCAGCAGCAGAAAGUUCAAGCCCAUGAGUAACUAGCUGUAAGUUGAUUUGGUUCUUCAUUGAGUCAAGGAGGCAUAGUGCCUGAAACUCAAAGAAUAAACUUCAUAUUCGCAGACUGUGGUCAAAUAUGUAUAUUAUUUAUCAGUCCUUUCAGCCAUAACCUCAUAUCCAAAAAGCUAGCUUAAAAAUGACAUUCAUACAUGGACUAAAUCACCACCAUAGUUAGCUAUUGAAUCAUAACCUGGUUCGGAGCUCAAAUAGAAGCGGUUCUCAACUGAGGACGAUUUUUCUCCCCGAGACGACAUUUGGCUAUAUCUGGAGAGACAUGUUUUGGGGAGUGCUACUGGCAUUGAGUGGGGAGAAAGACCAGGGAAACUGCUCAGCAUCCUACAAAGGACCGGACAACCCCCACACAAAAACUGCCCAGUUCUAUAUGUGCCAAGGUUGAGAAAUAAUGAAGUAGAAAUAUCCCCUUUUAUGCAAAUACUGUAUUUGAAGCCACUUCGCCAGGGUUUAGCGUUCCUCCUUCAAAAAUUGUCCGGUGUUGCCCACUUCCAAAAUGGCUUUUGACCCAUCGUGGAAGCAUCUGCCCUGCUCCAAAAAGGCUGCAAGGGUGUCGGCAGCUGGAAUGGUUUGGUCCGGGGCUCAGUUGUCACCCCCUGACUGCAGAGCCAAUGGAAGAGGCCCAGUUGUGGACCGAACCACAUGGGGCCGCUGGAGCAGGGGGAAAGAAGCUGGGGACAGGUAGACGGAACUUUCCGCUUGGAGAUCUUUGGCGAAGAGAAUGAGCCUCAGCUCUGUUCUGUGGGCUGCACUGAGUUUCUCGGUGUGAGCUGGAGAUGGGGGCAAUGGCGCGGACCCUGGACCCGGUUCCCGAGGUCGUCUACCCCCGCCGCGGCAUGCGAUGGUUCGCUCUCCGCACUUCCCUGUUUGGGGCAGUUAGGUCCGCAGAAGUCGGUCCGCGAGCUGUCAGCGCGGGCGGGAACGCCGCGGGGCGCGGGGUGGGCGCGGCCGACCUGGUCCCUGAGCCGGCUGGCGAUUCCGGACCUCCCGCACGCCCCGCAUCCGACCGGCUCAGCCGGCCGGCAGCGUAACGCGCCCUUCGCUCGCUUGCUCGCCGGCCUCAGGGCAGGCAGGCGGGCGCGGGAGACCCCGCCGGGGCCGAGACUUGGGGCGGGCGACGAGGACCCGGUUACGGCCUCCUCGCCAUGUCCUCGGCCUGCGACGCGGGCGACCACUACCCCCUGCACCUCCUAGUCUGGAAAAACGACUACCGGCAGCUCGAGAAGGAGCUGCAGGGCCAGAAUGUGGAGGCUGUGGACCCACGAGGUCGAACAUUAUUGCAUCUUGCUGUUUCCUUGGGACAUUUGGAAUCUGCUCGAGUCUUACUCCGACAUAAAGCAGAUGUGACAAAAGAAAAUCGCCAGGGAUGGACAGUUUUACAUGAGGCUGUGAGCACUGGCGAUCCUGAGAUGGUGUACACAGUUCUCCAACAUCGAGACUACCACAACACAUCCAUGGCCCUUGAGGGAGUUCCUGAGCUGCUCCAAAAAAUUCUCGAGGCUCCGGAUUUCUAUGUGCAGAUGAAAUGGGAAUUCACCAGCUGGGUGCCCUUGGUUUCUAGAAUAUGCCCGAAUGAUGUCUGUCGCAUCUGGAAAAGUGGUGCCAAACUGCGCGUCGAUAUCACAUUGCUGGGAUUUGAAAACAUGAGCUGGAUAAGAGGGAGGCGUAGUUUUAUAUUUAAGGGAGAAGACAACUGGGCGGAGUUGAUGGAAGUCAACCAUGAUGACAAAGUGGUCACCACCGAACGCUUCGACCUUUCCCAAGAAAUGGAGCGCCUCACUCUGGACUUGAUGAAGCCAAAAAGCAGGGAAGUUGAGCGGCGGCUCACAAGCCCUGUCAUUAACACCAGCCUCGAUACUAAAAAUAUUGCUUUUGAAAGAACUAAAUCCGGAUUCUGGGGCUGGAGGACAGAUAAAGCAGAAGUUGUUAAUGGUUACGAAGCAAAGGUUUACACAGUAAACAAUGUGAACGUGAUCACCAAAAUACGCACAGAACAUCUGACCGAGGAGGAAAAAAAGAGAUAUAAAGCGGACAGGAACCCGCUGGAAUCUUUGCUGGGAACUGUGGAACACCAGUUUGGCGCACAAGGGCAGGACCUCACCACGGAAUGUGCUACUGCAAACAACCCCACAGCCAUCACGCCUGACGAGUACUUCAAUGAAGAGUUUGAUCUGAAAGACAGGGACAUUGGAAGGCCGAAAGAGCUGACGAUUAGAACACAGAAGUUUAAAGCAAUGUUGUGGAUGUGUGAAGAGUUUCCCCUCUCUCUGGUGGAGCAGGUCAUUCCCAUCAUUGACCUAAUGGCUCGAACGAGUGCUCAUUUUGCAAGACUGAGAGAUUUCAUCAAAUUGGAAUUCCCACCUGGAUUUCCUGUCAAAAUAGAAAUUCCCUUGUUUCAUGUCUUAAAUGCACGGAUUACAUUUGGAAAUGUUAAUGGCUGUAGCACUGCCGAAGAAUCUGUAUCUCAAAAUGUGGAAGGGACCCAGGCUGAUUCAGCUUCCCACAUCACAAACUUUGAGGUUGAUCAAUCUGUGUUUGAAAUUCCCGAAUCUUACUAUGUUCAAGACAAUGGCAGAAAUGUGCAUUUGCAAGAUGAAGAUUAUGAGAUAAUGCAGUUUGCCAUCCAGCAAAGUCUGCUGGAGUCCAGCAGGAGCCAGGAACUUUCAGGACCAGCUUCGAAUGGAGGGAUCAGCCAGACGAACACCUAUGACGCCCAGUAUGAGAGGGCCAUCCAGGAGAGCCUCCUCACCAGCACAGAAGGCCUGUGCCCCAGCGCCCUGAGCGAGACAAGCCGUUUUGAUAAUGACUUGCAGCUAGCCAUGGAGCUCUCUGCCAAAGAGCUGGAGGAAUGGGAGCUCCGGCUCCAGGAGGAAGAGGCUGAGCUCCAGCAAGUCUUACAGCUGUCACUCACUGACAAAUAGACCUUUCAGCCUGUGAGCCUCUGCACAAAGCAGAGGCUGUGGGCUGUCACAGAUGCUGUGUCAACCAGGGCCCCAGGGCUGAGGGCCUGCACCUUGCGUGCGUGCGGCAGGCAACAACUGCCCCUUCUUUAUGCAGAGGUGCAGAACUAGGGACUCCUGGGCCCAUCCAGGCCGCUCCCUGGGGUGGAGAAGGGACCAGGGAUUGCAGGCCCCAUCUCCAGGCUAAGGGGAGGAGAGCAUCUUCACUUUCCAUUAGCUGUAUUGGCUUGCAGGUCACAUUUUUACUACCAGCUUUAGACAAAACCCCAAUCCCCGCAGGUUUGUAGAUAAAUUUUUAUCAAGGAGUGAUAACAAGACAAGUUAUUGCAGAGUCAGGGUGCUUUUAUAUAUGAGAGCAGCAGCCGCCUUCGUGAAGUGUGGUCUAUGAGAAUUGGAGACACUUCUUUACUGUUCACCAAAGAAAUGGGUAAUCUGUGCUGAUCUCCUUAUUUUUACCUUUUUACAGGGUUUCUAGGACAUUGUCAUUAUUCUUCUCCAUCUCUAUCUGAUUCCAUUCCUUCCACACCCAGCUAAAGUUAGAGGAGAUACAUAUAGAAUCUAUUUUAGAUUAUUGUUAACUAUUUGCAUCAAAUUAAGAUACACAAAUGGCCAUGGAUGUUGCCUUAGCCUUAAACAUUACUAAUAGUUUCACAUCACCUCACUGCAUGCAUCGAAGGAUCUGAUUUGAAUUUGUAAAGGCAAUUCUUUUGAGAGCAGGAUUCUCCAGGCUAAAUCAAAGGCAGCUAAUCCUGUCCCUGAAAGAGCAGCUAGGGGAACCUGAGGCUUGUUCUUGAAGUGGGCAAGCUGGCCAAAAUAUUGGAACACACAGAACCAAACCAGGUGUGUUCUACAACUGCACGAGUGAAGGAUUUCCACGUAGACACCUAGGAAGAGCCCACUGCGUGCCCUAGACUCACUCCAGAGGAAGGAUUGAUUUGCAACCAGAAAGGAGCUGAAAACCACGGAGCUCCAUGGCUCUUCAUUCAAAAGGGAAAAUAAUGAUUUCACGUUGCUUUUUAGAGUUCAAAUCAACAUCUUUCUGGAUAAAUCUAUUUUUUAACAAUAUUUUUAUUAUUUGUAAAAGAUAUAAAAACAACUCCCAUCAGUAGCAAUACAAGGUUAUACAUUUUAACCAGAUUUUCUCAGGCCUUUUUUGGAUACCUUUAGUAGUUAACUCUCUUUUGUCAGACCCUCUUGUAAAUAACCAUCGCACAACAUACAGAACCCUGGGGAAUACAGCCAAGGGCACUGCUCACUGUGGCCCGUGUAUUCAUUCCCACAGGCUGCACUGAAAUAACCUGGUAAACAAUACCCUCCUCCAUUUUGCAUCUAUUUCUUCUGUUGUGCUUCUUUGGGGAUAGGAAGAGAAACAUAACUACUGUUCCAGGUAACGUCUGUAUCAUACAGUUAGUGUUGCCAGUGAAACGUUCCCAGAUACAAAGAAUUGUGCUUUUAAUUAGAUUUCACCAUCUGCUUUUUUUUUUUUUUUUUUUGUCAUUGUCUGACCAAAAUUCCUUCUGCACACGAGGCCAGUAUAGGCAACGUCACAUUUGUUUCAAAUAUGCAAUGUGGCAUUUUGUUUACUUUGCAUUUACCGUGAGCAAAGAUACUUCUUGGAAUGGCUGCAGUGAGGCCGUGUCAUUGGCUCACAAAGGUGACUCAUAGGUAAUUUCUGUGUUUGCAUUCCAUUGCUCUGCUCCCUAAGGUCCUUGACUUUCUCCCCAGGAAUUCACUUAAAAAGGGACUGAGCAUUGUGUCAACCUGUUGCAGCGUUUUUCAUAUAUGUGUUCACUCUAAAAAUGCAAAUAAAGACUGCUUCCUUAGAGGGUGCGCAUACAAUA
Messenger RNA from Pongo pygmaeus (Bornean orangutan), 5918 nucleotides. RefSeq names its product ankyrin repeat domain 13A (gene ANKRD13A). Gene Ontology annotation, cellular component: cytoplasm. NCBI's taxonomy places the organism in Eukaryota, Metazoa, Chordata, Mammalia, Primates, Hominidae. The transcript has 15 exons. Bases 2263 to 4038 code for a protein of 591 amino acids. The record is from RefSeq and is a predicted model, not a curated record. Gene Ontology annotation, molecular function: protein binding.